Messenger RNA from Gossypium raimondii (Peruvian cotton), 457 nucleotides. Its product is annotated as auxin-responsive protein SAUR23. Bases 35 to 349 code for a protein of 104 amino acids. NCBI's taxonomy places the organism in Eukaryota, Viridiplantae, Streptophyta, Magnoliopsida, Malvales, Malvaceae. The record is from RefSeq and is a predicted model, not a curated record. Gene Ontology annotation, biological process: response to auxin. The transcript has a single exon.
AAAAUACACUUUCAUCAACCUUCAAAAAUCAAAUAUGGGUAUCCAUUUACCUUCAAUGAUCCUUCAUGCCAAGCAAGUUCUUAAGUUCCAAUCAAGGAACCAGCUACAUGUGCCCAAAGGCCACAUUGCAGUUUAUGUUGGAGAAAUGAAGAAGACAAGGUUUGUGGUUCCUAUUUCAUACUUAAACCACCCUUGUUUUCUAGAUUUGCUCGGUCGGGCCGAGCAAGAGUUCGGGUUCAAUCACCCAAUCGGCGGUCUUACGAUCCCGUGUGACGAAGAUGCCUUUAUCGAUCUCACUUCUCGGUUGCAUGGCUACUCAAGUAUGAAAACCAAAACCAUAAAUGCUUAAGUUAAUUAACCAGAUUUCAGAUUAUUUUUAUUUCUAGGAUGUAAGAAAUGUAAAAUGUAGAUAGCUUAUUGUUUGAAAUUAUAAUGAAAAUUGUUGGCUUCUGAAUCA